Molecule: messenger RNA, 1011 nt
Organism: Colletotrichum phormii
Lineage: Eukaryota; Fungi; Ascomycota; Sordariomycetes; Glomerellales; Glomerellaceae
Exons: 1
Coding region: 245-667 (140 amino acids)
Source: RefSeq, a predicted model, not a curated record
GUUUUUGGACGACUCCGUCACACGCAAUGCCGCUGCUCGGGAAGGCCAGAGCUCUGAGCGACAUCAUAAAGCUCUUUUGCGCACUUCCUGACUUACUCCCGUUCCCCUCACACCACUGAAUUCGACCUUUCCCAUUGAAAACCAGCGAUAGACCAGCUCCAUCACAUACAGGAGCUCGAUUACGCCUUGAAUACACGAACAACACUAUAGAAACAAAAGAACCAGACACAAAAACACUAUCACAAUGUCCGACGACGAGACCAAGGGAUCGGGAACGAUCUACUCCCGCAACAAGGAAGACACAAUCGAAGCCGAGACCCUCCUCUGGCGCGCAAUGUGCGACAGCAAGACAAAGCACCUGAAAAGAUACCUCGACAAGGAGGCCGUCCUCGCCCAUCCAGGCCAGAAGCCCUUGUCACCCAAAUCCAAGCCAACGCUCCAGGAGUACCUCGAGGAAGACUGGGAGCCAUGGACGGCGUACCGCAUGCACGACGACCCCGAGUUUGUCGAGAUUGACAUGAUGAGCUCCAGCCUCGUGUAUCGGGUCACCGCUUGGCGCCAGGAGGGCAAGAAGCUUGUUGCGACGGAGGGGAUUUGCAAUAGUGUUUGGAAGCAGGAGCCUGGUGGGGAUUGGACUUGCUGCUGCCAUCAUAUGAGCACUCUUUGAGCAUGGGAAUGAUGGACACGAGAAGAUUUGAUGCAAGGUUCACGGCCGAAGGGUGAUGCAUGGCAUGAAUGGAGAAGGGAAGAUCUGGGCGUUUUGUACGAGUAGCGGCAUGGCUCGCGGGCGCUAUUGUUCUGGUAUGAUGAUGAACUUUUCGUAAUAGCAUUUUUCUUGACUUGAACUUCCGCAAUUUUCUCGCCCUGAAUCUCGCAUGUGUGUGUUUUCACUAGCAAUGGAUUUUGCUGCCCUUCCCCGCAACACGUCUCAAUGGCAAGGCGCGUGCGCGCGAACUCAUGAAUUGCAUUAUCCAAGGUACUUGACUGAAUUGACUGUGAGUAAUCGCGACU